AUGGGUGAGGCCGCCUUCUCCGUGGACUUGCCGGCCCAGCCUGCCAGCGAGGAGCAAAGGCCAGCGGGCAGGCCGCACAUCUGCUGCGUCCCUCCUCCGCGGGCCCCCACCUGCUUCAGCCGGAGUCCCCACCUGGCCAAAGCAAAGCCCAGAGAGGGAGCCGCUGCCGGGGGCCAGCUCCACCCCAGCAGCCUGGGCCGAGAGGAGCUGGAAGACACCAAACCCCAGAAGCUGCCCAACGACCGAGCAAGUCCCGCUCCCGAGGGCGGCUGGGUGAGCGCGGACGAGUCCUCCGGGUACGAGAGCGAAAGCGCUUCCUCCUGCAUCCCAUUCUCGCCGGGGGAGGACGAGCACCAGCAGCGCAGGGCGCGGACCGCCUUCACCCAGGAGCAGGUCGGCAAGCUGGAGAAAACCUUCAAGCGGCAGAAGUACGUGGGGGCGGCGGAGAGGAGGAAGCUGGCGGCCGCUCUUCAGCUGUCCGAGAUUCAGGUCAAAACCUGGUUCCAGAAUCGCAGGAUGAAACUUAAGAGGCAAAUACAAGACCACCAUCAUAAUCUCAUAUCUUCAGAUCCCUUCUAUGGCUAUAAGCAAGGGACCCCACCAAAUAUGUUACAGGAUUAUUCCCGCUAUCCUAGUCCACAGCAACAAAGACUUCUGCCUUUUACUCCUAAUUGUGCUUUACAAUUCAAUUCUUCCUUUCAAAUAUAUGAGGCCCAAAACCCAUCAUACCCCAUUAGGGCACGUGAUCUGCCUUUUUUCCACCAACACUUUCUACCACAAUUCUCUGUCCAUCCAUUUAUACAGAACAAAAUGGAAAACAAACAAUUUAAUCCUCUUCAAACAUUAUAA
This is a messenger RNA of Gopherus flavomarginatus (Mexican gopher tortoise), 849 nucleotides long. Its product is annotated as homeobox protein vent1-like. NCBI's taxonomy places the organism in Eukaryota, Metazoa, Chordata, Testudines, Testudinidae. Gene Ontology annotation, molecular function: RNA polymerase II cis-regulatory region sequence-specific DNA binding; DNA-binding transcription factor activity, RNA polymerase II-specific. Bases 1 to 849 code for a protein of 282 amino acids. Gene Ontology annotation, cellular component: nucleus. The transcript has 3 exons. Gene Ontology annotation, biological process: cell differentiation; regulation of transcription by RNA polymerase II. The record is from RefSeq and is a predicted model, not a curated record.